AUGGCCACCAGGGAUCUGGUGAUAGGAAUAAUCUUUUUCAUACAGACUAUAUUUGGAAUUCUGGGGAAUUUCUGUCUUCUUUACCAUUAUCUAUUCUUUUACUUGACAGGAUCCAGGUUGAGGUCCACAGAUUUGAUUCUCAAACACUUGACUGUAGCCAACCUCUCAGUCAUUCUCUCUAAAGGAGUCUUCCAAACAAUGUUAGCUUUGGGGUUAAAAGAUUUCCUCAAUGACAUUGGGUGUAAACUUGUCUUCUAUGUUCACAGAACGAGCAGGAAUGUGUCCAUUGGCAUCACCUGCCUCUUGAGUGUUUUCCAGGCCAUCACCAUCAGCCCCUUGAACUCCAUGUGGGCAGAGCUUAAAGCAGAAGCUCCCAAGUACAUGGGCGCCUCUAACAUUUUCUGCUGGGUUCUGAAUGUGAUGCUAAAUAUUCUGGUUCUUUUUUAUAUGACUGAGAAAGAGAGCAACAUAAAUAUCACAAGGAAAAGAGAUUAUGGCUACUGUUCUUCCAUAACUCAUGGUGACAAUACGGAGUCACUGUAUGUAGUAUUGUUUUUAUUCUAUGAUGGUUUCUGCUUGGGGUUCAUGAUCUGCUCCAGUGGCUCCAUGGUUUUUAUCCUGUACAGGCACAACCAGCGAGUCCAACACAUGCGUAAGAAGAAUCUUUCCCCGAGAUCCUCCCCUGAGAUCAGAGCCACCCAAAGCAUUCUUGUCCUGGUGUGCACCUUUGUAUGUUCAUGGACUCUCUCCUCGGUCUUCCACAUUUGUUUGGUAGUAUUUAACAAUCCCAGUUUGUGGCUAGUGAACACUUCUACACUAUUAGCUGCAUGUUUUCCAUCUGUAAGCCCCUACAUUCUCAUGAGGCAUGACUCCAGAAUAUCAGGGCUCUGA
This is a messenger RNA of Diceros bicornis minor, 891 nucleotides long. Its product is annotated as vomeronasal type-1 receptor 4-like. The transcript has a single exon. The coding region runs from base 1 to 891 and encodes 296 amino acids. Gene Ontology annotation, molecular function: pheromone receptor activity. Gene Ontology annotation, biological process: G protein-coupled receptor signaling pathway. The record is from RefSeq and is a predicted model, not a curated record. NCBI's taxonomy places the organism in Eukaryota, Metazoa, Chordata, Mammalia, Perissodactyla, Rhinocerotidae. Gene Ontology annotation, cellular component: membrane.